AACACCACGCCUCAGCGGCCACCUUCCGCGCCGCCCAAACCCCACAAGCACAGGCAGCUCGAGAGCACGCGGGCGCGCUGAGCCACGUCGCCUCCCACUCGCCCACGUCCUCCCCCACCCACCCACGCCGUCGUCCCGGUCCCGGGUGGGUCAAAGCUCGAGCGUCUCCCCCGGCCGUCCGUCUCCGCCCUCGCUCGCAACUCAAUUCGAAACCCGCCACCCAUGUCCGCCGCCGCCGAGUCAGCGGGGAGCGGGGAGGAGCGGCGGCGGCGAUCGGAGGCGGUCGCGUGGCUGCGGGCGCUGCUGGCGGGCGAGGGGCUGCCGCUGCCCGCGCCGCGCGCGUCCGACGACGACCUCCAGGCCGCGCUCGCCGACGGGGCGCUCCUCGCCGCGGCGCUCCGCAGGCUGCUCGGCCCCGCCGCCGCUGCUUCGGGCCCCGACGAGGGGGCGGCGGCUGGGGGCAGCGAUGUCGCGAGGUUCCUCGCCGCCGUGGAGAGGAUGGGCCUGCCCACCUUCGCCGCCUCAGACCUCGACACGGGCCCAAUGUCAACUGUGAUUGUCUGUCUGCUUGCGCUACGGGAUCGGUUUGGCUCCCAUGUUGGGGAAGGCUCGCACUGUAGCCUUGAAGAAAACGGUAGGAUGCCAAGCAUGGAGUUUCCCACAAGGGAGAAUGGUCAUGGUACACGGAACUCUGGGUUCGGACAAGAGAGCAAACAAGUGAAAGGGAACCUACAGAAGGUCUCCAAAAGUCCAGCUUCGUCAGAACCAUCAUCUCCGAUGUCAAGGCCCGAACUAUCUUCUAUUUCAAGGCAUGCUGGGCACAAUUUUCAUGAAAUCUUCCAUCUGAGACAAGGAGUUUAUUCUGAUAUGCCUACUUAUAAAAUUUUGGAGAUGAUGAAAUCCACCAACUUGGAUAACGCUCCUACCCAGUCACUUCUGAGUUUUGUGAACGGCAUCCUUGAUGAGAUCAUUGAGAAUAAGAAUGGAGAAAUUCCUUAUCACAUUGCUUGCUUGUUGAGAAAGGUAAUACUGGAGAUUGAACGGCGCAUUUCUACUCAAGCAGAACACAUAAGAAAUCAAAAUAACCUUAUGAGAGCACGUGAAGAGAAAUAUAAAUCAAGGAUAAGAGUACUAGAGGCACUUGCAAGCGGCAUAAGUGAACAAACACAAAUAAACUCAAGUGCGACAAUUGGAAAAGCAAAUGUUGCUGCAGAUCAUGUCAUGAAGAUGGACAGAAGCAAAGCUGAAGAUCGAAGAUUAGUUGACAAAGAAAUGUCAAGCUUGAUGAAGGACAAGGAUCAUGUAACUAGAUUGACAAAGGAUAAGGAAGAUAUGGCUAGGCUGUUGAAAGAUAAGGAAGAAAUAAUAAGACUGAUGAAAGAGAAGGAAGAAAUGGUUACGCUGAUUAAGGAGAAGGAAGAUAUUGGUACCUUGAAGGCCAAGGUUGAUGACAGGGAUCAAUCAGCAGAUGUACAUGUAGCUAAAUCAAUCACAUAUAGCAGAGAAAUAUUUAGGAUGAUGAAGGAGAAAGAAGAAAGUAAUCUUACAAAUAUGAAAUUAAAACACGAAUUAGAAGCUGUAAAAUUAUCGUAUGAAGAGAGUCAGAGCUUGUUAAAAUCUACAAAGGAAGACAUGCGUAAGCUUCUAAAGGACAAGGAGAAUUGUGAGAUUAUAAUAUCAAAACUCAGGCAAGAGCUUGCAGUAGCAGGAAAAUCUCAUAAGAGACAUAUUCAAGAACUGGAGGGUAGAGCUUUGCAGGCAAAUGAAGAGUUCAAACAGAGAAUUAAAGAAGUAGAGCUCAUGCUCGAAGAUUCUAGAAUGAAAGGAAGAGAUCUUGAGGAAUCUUUAAAAUCAAGAAUCGAGACAUGGGAGCAGAAGGAGAUCGUGGUGAACCAAUUUGUACGUCUGCAAAUACAGAAUGUCCAGGAUUUGAGGUUGUCUUCUGUUUCCAUUAGGCAUGAAAUCCAAAACUACCAGAAAAGAUGGUCUGAAGAACUUAGUGGCCUUGGGCAAAGUCUUAACGUACUGAUAAAUGAUGCUAAAAGUUAUCAUGCUGCUCUUGAAGAAAAUAGAAAAUUGUUCAAUGAGAUUCAGGAGCUAAAAGGAAACAUAAGAGUCUAUUGCAGGAUAAGACCUUUUCUUCCAGGGGAGGAUCAGAAAUCUACUACGAUUGAAUAUGUUGGUGAUGAUGGUGAUCUUAUUAUUGCAAAUCCCACACGAAAAGGAAAUGAAGGGAGCAAGUCGUUCAAAUUCAACAAAGUCCUUGGCCCCACUGCUUCUCAAGAUGAGGUAUUCAAGGACAUUCAACCACUUAUCAGAUCGGUUCUUGAUGGUUAUAAUGUUUGCAUUUUUGCAUAUGGUCAAACUGGAUCGGGAAAAACGUACACAAUGACGGGACCUGAAAAUGCAGCUGAGAAGGAAUGGGGUUUCAAUUACAGAGCUUUGAAUGACCUGUUCCAUAUUUCACAUAAUCGUGGGGAUACAAUCAUGUAUGAAAUUAGUGUUCAAAUGAUUGAGAUAUACAAUGAACAAAUCCGUGAUCUCCUUGGCAGCAGUGGUCCAGAGAAGAAACUAGGGAUUUUGAAUGCCAGCCAACCUAAUGGGCUUGCUGUUCCUGAUGCAACAUUGCAUCCUGUUAACUCAACAUCUGAUGUUAUUCAGUUAAUGAGAACGGGACUUGCGAACAGAGCUAUGGGUUCAACAGCAUUGAAUGAAAGAAGCAGCAGAUCUCACAGUGUUGUUACCAUACACAUUCGAGGUGUAAAUUUGAAAACUGGAGCUACUUUGCGUGGUGCACUACAUCUCGUUGAUCUAGCUGGGAGUGAGAGAGUGGACCGUUCUGCUGUUACAGGAGAUAGACUCAAAGAAGCCCAGCAUAUCAACAAAUCUUUGUCCGCUCUUGGGGAUGUCAUAUUUUCUUUAUCGCAGAAGAAUGCCCAUGUACCGUACCGGAACAGCAAACUUACACAAGUCCUUCAAAGUUCUUUGGGUGGCCACGCAAAAACCUUGAUGUUUGUGCAGAUCAACCCAGAUGUCUCAUCUUAUUCAGAGACUCUAAGUACUUUAAAGUUUGCUGAAAGGGUUUCUGGAGUGGAACUAGGUGCCGCUAAGGCGAAUAAAGAGAGCAAAGAUAUCAGAGAGUUUAUGGAACAACUUUCACUGCUCAAACAUAAAAUUGCAAAGAAAGAUGAGGAAAUAAACAGAUUACAACUACUCAAGACACAAACUCCAUGGGCCAGGACAGUAAAACGUGCUGAUUCCCCAUUGAAACAUUCAUCCUCCUCCCCGGGCAUAUAUUCUUUAGGAAGCAGAAUCCAACACCGAAGAACAGCAUCUGGUGGAAAAGCAAUGAGCAUUGGCAGUAGGGCUGGCUCUGAUGCUGAUAACUUCUCUGACAUCAGUGACAGGCACUCUGAAUCUGGUUCUGUGCAGUCUCUUGAUGAUAUCCGACCAUCAAGGGGGGUUAUGGGACUUCCUAAGAUCUCUUUAGGUGAGAUGGGUCAGAAUUCUGCUGACCCUGAGCUUGCUUGCUUUGGCUAUGCUGAUUCAGAGGAGAGGUUAAGUGAUAUAUCAGAUAGCGGUUUUUCCAUGGGUACAGAGACUGAUGUUUCAGGAAGCAGUAUAGUUGAGUUGACAUUCUUCCCAGAUCAGGAAAAAACAUCUAGCACCCUGAAAGAGCAAGAGAAGGCACCAAAAACAAGUGAUCGCCUGUCUAAGGUGGCCACACGAGUUCAAAAGAUAGCAUCGAAACCAGCUCAAACUUCAUUAUGGCCUAAACUUAGAGAUCCUCCAGCUCCUAGAUCUCCUCCAAUGUCAGCUGGGAGAACAUCAUCGACUAAGGCAAUACCUAUGCCAAGAACGUCGAGUACUUCAAAGGGGUGGACAUAGCUCAAGUUUGAUCACAUUGUUCCAGUACUAGUUUAUUAUAUUUUUUACAGCAUUGAGAAAGUGUUUGUAUAUUUAUGGUGCUCGUCGUUGAUGCCAUCUGCUUUUCCUACCAGUUGGUGAAAUUUUAUACAUCAGUAGAUUCAUUCAGGAAGAAAAAUCAGCUGGAUAGUUCUUUUUCCUUUUCUUUUUUUUCAUGAAAGAGAUAGAUUCUCUUUCUGUGUCAUGACUGUAAAUUUUUCUUGUACAUAUAUACGGUUAUAGGAUAGUAAAAGGCUAAAAGCUUUAAUGAUUUGUUGAAAGCAGAAUAAAUCUUCGUUGAUUGUUGAAUACAAGUCUUGAAAUGACAUCCGAAAAAAUCCGUCGAUUUUUUCGGUACACUUUCUGUACAAA
This is a messenger RNA of Panicum virgatum (switchgrass), 4278 nucleotides long. Its product is annotated as kinesin-like protein KIN-14M. The transcript has 20 exons. Gene Ontology annotation, biological process: microtubule-based movement. Bases 223 to 3888 code for a protein of 1221 amino acids. NCBI's taxonomy places the organism in Eukaryota, Viridiplantae, Streptophyta, Magnoliopsida, Poales, Poaceae. Gene Ontology annotation, molecular function: microtubule binding; ATP binding; microtubule motor activity. The record is from RefSeq and is a predicted model, not a curated record.